CCGCUUCCGGCAUUGGAGGCUGUAGCCUCGCUCUGGUCCCUGCGGCUGGCGGCCGAGCCGUGUGUCUCCUCCUCCGCCGCCGCCAUAUUGUCUGUGUGAGGAGAGGGGAGCGCGGCUGCUGCCGCUGCCGCUUCCACCGCAGUUUGAAGAAAAUAGGUCUGAAACAAGGUCUUACCCACAUCUGUCUCUGAACACAGUGACUGCCAGAUCUUCAAACAUCAAGUUCAGCUUUGUCCGCCAACCUGUCUGACAUGUCGGGACCCGUGCCAAGCAGGGCCAGAGUUUACACAGAUGUUAACACGCACAGACCCCGAGAAUAUUGGGAUUAUGAGUCACAUGUGGUGGAAUGGGGAAAUCAAGAUGACUAUCAGCUUGUUCGAAAAUUAGGCAGGGGCAAAUACAGUGAAGUGUUUGAAGCCAUCAACAUCACAAAUAAUGAAAAAGUUGUUGUUAAAAUUCUCAAGCCAGUAAAAAAGAAGAAAAUUAAACGUGAAAUAAAGAUUUUGGAGAAUUUGAGAGGCGGUCCCAACAUUAUCACACUUGCAGACAUUGUAAAAGACCCUGUGUCACGAACGCCCGCCUUGGUUUUUGAACAUGUAAACAACACAGACUUCAAGCAAUUGUACCAGACAUUAACAGACUAUGACAUUCGAUUUUACAUGUAUGAAAUUCUAAAAGCCCUGGAUUAUUGCCACAGCAUGGGGAUUAUGCACAGAGAUGUGAAACCCCAUAAUGUCAUGAUUGAUCAUGAGCACAGAAAGCUAAGGCUAAUAGACUGGGGCUUAGCUGAAUUUUAUCAUCCUGGCCAAGAAUAUAAUGUCCGAGUUGCUUCCCGAUACUUCAAAGGUCCAGAGCUACUUGUAGAUUAUCAGAUGUAUGAUUAUAGUUUGGAUAUGUGGAGCUUGGGUUGUAUGCUGGCAAGUAUGAUCUUCCGGAAGGAGCCAUUUUUCCAUGGACAUGACAAUUAUGAUCAGUUGGUGAGGAUAGCCAAGGUUCUGGGAACAGAAGAUUUAUAUGACUAUAUUGACAAGUACAACAUUGAAUUAGAUCCACGUUUCAACGAUAUCUUGGGCAGACACUCUCGUAAGCGAUGGGAACGCUUCGUCCACAGUGAAAACCAGCACCUUGUUAGCCCUGAGGCCUUGGAUUUUCUGGACAAGCUCCUACGAUAUGACCACCAGUCACGGCUCACUGCAAGAGAGGCCAUGGAGCAUCCUUACUUCUACACUGUUGUGAAGGACCAGGCUCGAAUGAGUUCAUCUAACAUGCCAGGGGGCAGUACACCUGUCAGCAGCGCCAAUAUGAUGUCAGGGAUCUCUUCAGUGCCAACCCCUUCACCCCUUGGACCUCUGGCAGGCUCACCAGUGAUUGCUGCUGCCAACCCCUUGGGAUGCCUGUUCCAGCUGCCGCUGGCGCUCAGCAGUAAUGACCCCCAUCUAUCUCCUGAUGCCUAAGCAGAGGUGGGGAAGUCCACCCUCUCCUUGAUGCAGCUUGCGCCUGGUUGGGAGGGGUGAGAACUCUUCAGAAGCACCGUGUCUGAACCGUUGCUUGUGGAUUUAGUAGUUGAGUCAUAAAAAAAAUUAUAAUAGGCUGAUUUUCUUUUUUUUCCUUUUUUUUUUUUUUUUUUAAAAAAAAACUUGGACUUUUCAUAACUCAGGGGAUUCCCUGAAAAAUUACCUGCAGGUGGAAUAUUUCAUGGACAAAAUUUUUUCUCCCCUUCCAAAUUCAGUUCAUCACCACUAAAGAACAAAGAUAAACUGGCCUCAGUCCCAGCUGCUGCAUUUGGGUGGAGAUUUCUUCCCCUUCCCACAUUGCUCUCCCCACAUUACUACACUCUUGGGGACUGGAUCUCAUGCUCUUCCCCAGAGAUUAUAAAAUGUAGCUUAUCAAGGGAGGUGGGAAGGAAAGAGGCAGGGAGGACCCAGUCCAUCCUGAACACUGCUCUGCUGGUCACUCCAUCACCUUUCUCCAGGACUCGUCCAUGGGUUACUCCAGCACUGGUGGAGGUGGAUCUGUCUUAGUUACAUCAAGAUGUUAAGUCACCCGACUUGCAGACAGAUCCUGAAGCUUCUUUUCUGAAUGAAUCAUGUCUUACUGACCUAACCCUAAAUCAUUUUAAUUUUAGUUUAGUUUGAAUCUGUCAUACUUUCCCUCCCGGGCUCUUGUUUUGGUCUUUCCCUUUUCAUCUCCUGACAUACUGUGCUUCAUAGCUGGUAGGAGAGGGAAGGCAGAAUCUUUUUCAGUUUUCUUUGACUUGGCCAUUUUGAAGUCAGUUAGUUACUGGGCGUAAUUUAUUGCUUUUUAAAAAAGAAAUACUGUCCAUAAAGUUUCACGCUAGCACUCUUAAGAGCUAACGGGUGAUGUGGCCACACUGGGUUCAUUUUAAGCGUUGUACUUUUUUCUCCUACCCUCCCCUUUCUUCACAUGCCAUCUAGUGAGGAGACUGCUCUCAGAGUUGUAAUUGUAUCUGAGGCAGGAGCAGAGCCACUGUCUUCAGUGAGCCAGAAAUGGUAGACCUGUAAUUGUGGGAAACUAUCAGUUCUCUUGUUAUGGCCCUGCUGCCAUCCCUCGCUGUGUGUAUAUAUAUAAUACUUUGUCCUUCAUAUGUGAAAGAUCCAGUGUUGGAAUUCUUUGGUGUAAAUAAACGUUUGGUUUUAUUUAUCAA
Molecule: messenger RNA, 2665 nt
Organism: Peromyscus eremicus (cactus mouse)
Lineage: Eukaryota; Metazoa; Chordata; Mammalia; Rodentia; Cricetidae
Gene: Csnk2a1
Product: casein kinase 2 alpha 1
Biological process (GO): protein phosphorylation
Cellular component (GO): protein kinase CK2 complex; nucleus; cytosol
Molecular function (GO): ATP binding; protein serine/threonine kinase activity
Source: RefSeq, a predicted model, not a curated record